Bombyx mandarina (wild silkworm) is the source of this 2819-nucleotide messenger RNA. RefSeq lists its product as uncharacterized. Lineage: Eukaryota; Metazoa; Arthropoda; Insecta; Lepidoptera; Bombycidae. The record is from RefSeq and is a predicted model, not a curated record.
AUUCGCAGUUUAGAUAGACAUUUGAUAUGAUUUUAUUAGAUUUUUAAUGGUGACCAAGUUGUAUUUAUUCUCUGAGAAUCCAUAAUGGAAGUUGACAGUGUUGAUAAUUGGUGUACUAACUCCGAUAAUGGCAAAUUUGCGAACUUAAAAGCUUUUGUAACAGCCGCUCGUGAAUUUGAAGCAACGCAUAGUGAAUCUGCACUUAAUUUAAUGACUCGGUAUCUUGGAUUAAUUGCAUCUUCCUGUGACUUAACCAUAUUCUCUCCUGGCCGUUCCGAAGUUUGCGCGUUCUUCAGUUCUUUGUGGAGAGUAAUGUGUGAUGGGCGAGGUCCUCAUUGGGCAGGAGUAGCAGUGCUGUCACGUGCUGCAGCGGAGCCAAGCGCGAGGCAUGCACUCACCCAUACAUACAAAUUUAUAGCAAUAUUGUCACGGCUGUUAACAGAUUCAAUAUCAAAUGAGAAGAAAAUAAAAUUACUAUCUGUAAUGCAGGAUAUUUCAUAUGGUAUCAAAAUCAGCUGGCAAGAAUCAUAUCUGACAAGUUUGAUGAAACAGUUGACCGAUUGGAUAAGACAGCCGAUGACAGAACCACACCAUAAAACAAUUGGUCACAAGUCACUGACAGUGCUUGUUAAUGUGUGUUACGGAAACCUGCCUGCAAUAUAUGCUCUAAUGAGGACAGUAGACACAAAAGAAUUUGUUGUGCAUUUGAUUAGUUUAAAGGACGGGGGCUAUGGUGGUGUCGAAGUAUGUAGAUUAUUGUUGUGCUUGUCCGGAGCAACUAGAGGAACAGCUGUGAGGCAACCUGACGCGCAUAGCUACCUGUGCUGUACUAUGAGAACUUUCAAAAAAGCUGUUGUAGACCGUGAUGCGACACAGUUGCUGCACGCGUACACAUUUCUAAACGAUCUCUGCUCAGAAUCGAACUUAAGGGAAUUUGUUUUGACAUACCCUCAUUUUAGUGCUGCGCUUACGAAUUCUCUUAAGGACGUAGACGAUCUGGUGAGCACAGCUCUUGAUGAUGUUGGUGAACCAGAGUGCGCGAGCGCUUGUCUUAAGCACGUACUCAAAUUUCUAACUGUGCUUUCUGGAUUAGAUCUAUAUUCUCUACGGAGUCAUCACAGUCAAUUAAUGUUAUUAUGUAUUAAAACGAGUGCCGUCUGUUUGCCUGAGUCUUUGGAGCUUUUCUCAGUAAUUGUGACACAGUACAGGGAUGAAGGCCGUUUACCGCAAGAGCUAAUAUCAAUAAUAAGCGACAGACUACCUGGUCUAUUGGUGCCGCCUUUGGAGCCAGGGAAAGCAGGACUACAAUGGCUGCAAGUCGUCGGUGCGUUGUGCGAGUCGAGCGAAACUCAGGAGAAGGUAUUACAGGAGGUGACGCCGCACGCCUUCGAGGACACCCUGUACAACGUCCUGCACUACACCGCGCAGAGCGGCGCAGUCGGAGCAGAGAGCUCGCAGCAGGCCGUGGUGGCGUCGUGCCGCGCCGCGCUGUGCCUGUGCCCGGCCGCACGGGACUGGGAGGCCGCUCUCACCAGGAUGCUGGCGCACCACCAGGUACGAAAAAUGCUCUGCGCCGGUUUGAUGAGUAGCAACGGGCAGCGGAGGAGACAAGUUCUGCAGUUGAUCAAACAUCAUUACUUCCCCUUAGACCAGAUGAACCAGGUGUUCGGGGAAUCCUUCGCUGCGGAUGUGAGCGGUGAGCCGCCGGGUGCGUGCAGCGCCGACCGCGCCGACAGCCGCGCGCCGCCGCCCGCGCUGCCCUGGGCGGAGCACCCGGCGCUGGAGCUCGCCACCGACGCGCUCGUCCGGAGGCUCAGCGACGCCCUCGCCGACGGGAAGAUUUCCGACAUAGCCACUUCGAGCGUGAUGGAGCUGUACGGGUACAAGAUGACCUGCCUGGAGCAGAGGCUGCACUCGCACUCCGCCGCGCUGCAGGGCGCUACAGAGCAGAUGGCGUCCCUUCAGCACUCGCUCGCCCUGCUGCAGGCAACUAACUCGGCGCAACAGGACGUGCUGUACACGACGCAGAUGCAGAAUGAACGAUAUAAGAAGAUAAUAGAGGAUUUCCACAAACAGUUGGAAGACGCCGAGACCACGGUCCGGGGGUUCCGCGCCAAACUGGCAGCCGAGCGGCUCGAGAAAGAGAAGCAAAAGGAACAAUUGCAGAAGGAAUUCGGGGUUCAACUCGCCAACAUAGAAAAAGAGAUGAAAUCACGUGAGAAGGAAGCCGAGGAGAGAUUGAGAAACGCUGACGCAGAGAACAAGACGCUGACGAAGAAACUGGAACAACAAACGAGCAAGAGCAGCGAGCUGGCCGGCGUCCUCAUAAAGUUCGAGGAGCGCGUGAAGCAGCGCGACAAGAGGCUGGAGGAGGCCGCCGCCCACGAGACCGCGCUCCGGAGCGAGAUCGAGGCCAGGGACCUGACCAUUAAGCAGCUGGAGAAGACCGUGCUGGAGCGCGAGAACCGGCUGUACCAGGUCACCACUCAGCUCGACGAGAUGAAGCGCGUGCAAGAGAUGGUCGCCAAGCUGAUGAGCAAGAGCACCUCCGCGAACUGCGCCAGCUGACGUCGAACAACCUCAAAGAUGACGCAGGAUGAGGCGGACGGACGCAGGCCCGGGGACGUCGCGGCAAUCAUAUUACGUAUAUGAGGAUCGUUAAUGUUCUGUGAGAUCGGACAGUAUUUUAUUAUGUGACAAUAAAUUUUGAAAUUGUACAUCAUGUAUGGAGUUUUCGGUUUUCCGUCCGUGUGUUCCGAUGAUGACAGGAGAUGAAUUUUCGAUAUCCCCCCAAAAAACAGACAGUAUGGAGGGUAGGG